AUGUCUGAAGACGUGGGUCCGGGUUUGAAUGAGGGCAGAGAAGGGGCGGACGCCUUCUUUACGGAGUGUAACUCCAAAGACAACUUACAGGCAAUCAGUACAAAGACUUUAGAAAUGAAGAUUUCCCAACUAGCCGACAAAGAGGCACGACUAUUUUGGUUGGUUAAUUCUUUGAGAUCAUAUAGAGACAGCGGGAGAGACACCAAGGACUUUCUCCUGGCACUGGAGGAUCUCCAGUGGCAGAGUGAUUGGAAGCUGGUGUCAUUAGAUGUAGAAAGUCUGUAUACCCGCAUUCCUCAGCAUGCGGGAGUGGAUGCGGCCGUGGAUAUGCUGAAUCUUACUGAUAAGGAUGAGAUCGAUGUCCAAUUUGUGAAGGAGGCGCUACUUUUUGUACUGGGUAACAAUACUUUCAGGUUCGGACAGCAAUGUUAUCGACAGACAUUCCUGUGCUACGUGGAUGAUGUCUUCAUGGUGUGGAAGGGAACACGGGCUCAAUGUGAGGAAUUUGUUUCCUAUUUAAAUCGCGAGAAUGACAUGAACAUGCGCUUCACCUUGAAUUUUGGAGAAUCCCGAUCUGAAGCCAUUCUGAAGUCGGCUAGUAAUCUGGAACGACAUGAUUUAGAAACUCUUCUUCAGAUUCUCUCAAGCAAUUUAGAUGCUUCAGCACAAGAGCAGAUCUUAAUCACUCUCUGUAACAUCUCAGCAUUGUCCGUAAACCAUGAUAUUAUUCGGAAUUUAGAUGGUAUUUGUAUUAUUGGAGGGUUCCUUUCACACGCUGAUCCAAAAAUUAAAGCAGGUGCUCUUAAUGUACUCAACAACCUGAGCUUGAACCUACCAAAUCAGGAACAAAUACAGGCUUUUAUAAAUGAAGUAUUAAAGGAUAUCACAGAAUGUUCGUUAAAUUCUGAAGUCCAGCUGGCUGGCCUGAGACUGGUGAUCAAUAUGUCAGUCACCAAUAAGUACCAUAAAAAGAUGGAAGAUUCUAGUCAAAAUCUACUCAAUUUACUAGACGAAGGAAAUGACACCACCAAGAUACACACAGUAAAACUUCUUGUGAACAUGUCUGCAAAUCCUUUGAUGACUAGACCUCUCCUUGCAAGUAAGGCACCAUCAUUGUUCCCAUCGUUCUUUGAUGGCAGCAUUAAUAGGGAUGUACUCAUAAGAGCCCUGAGUUUUACAGCAAAUCUUUCUGAGAACCUGGCUAAAGAGCAGCAGUAUGAUGGCCCCCGUCACCUUAAAGAAGACUCCACCCAUGCAGUUCUGUUUAAAGAUCCAGCAGUGCUCCAAAGAAAUCUUGUACCAUUAUUACUCUUCCCCGACAUGGAAAUAAAAGAAGAAGCCUAUAGAUGUAUUAGAAGUACUGAAACAUUACUAAUGGAACGCAGGAAAAGUUCUUUGUUUUUUAUCUUCAGUUAG
Bufo gargarizans (Asiatic toad) is the source of this 1416-nucleotide messenger RNA. RefSeq names its product armadillo repeat-containing protein 10-like. Gene Ontology annotation, cellular component: mitochondrion. The coding region runs from base 1 to 1416 and encodes 471 amino acids. The record is from RefSeq and is a predicted model, not a curated record. The transcript is spliced from 8 exons. Lineage: Eukaryota; Metazoa; Chordata; Amphibia; Anura; Bufonidae.